Messenger RNA from Volvox carteri f. nagariensis, 1782 nucleotides. RefSeq lists its product as uncharacterized. Gene Ontology annotation, molecular function: glycerophospholipase activity. Gene Ontology annotation, biological process: ceramide biosynthetic process; sphingolipid catabolic process. Gene Ontology annotation, cellular component: membrane; cell periphery; endoplasmic reticulum. Bases 1 to 1782 code for a protein of 593 amino acids. Lineage: Eukaryota; Viridiplantae; Chlorophyta; Chlorophyceae; Chlamydomonadales; Volvocaceae. The record is from RefSeq and is a predicted model, not a curated record. The transcript is spliced from 3 exons.
AUGUCCAUGGAUAUCGGCAGCUUAUGUGCAUCAUCGGCCGUAUGGUCGAGUUCACUGCUAUUAAUGCACAUCGCGAGCUACCUACCUCGGAAUUUCAUCGCUUGUAGUCUACGACUCGUUGACAAGCACUCUCGUGAGCUCUUCAGGGGCCAGGACUACACUACCAUUCAUCUGUCCGAGGCUUGCUCCAUCGCUGUUUUCGAGCAGUACUGGGAAAAACCAGAGGCAACGCAAAAAAUGAGCAUAACGCAGCGGAUUCAGCUGGUCUGCUUGACCUCAGCUAGCGGAGUUCUCGAGAACCUACAAGUGGCUCUCAACGCCGCCGACUGUGCCCCAGUAGAGGAGAUGAUGGAGGCUGCUGCGGCGGCCGGCAGCUUGCAAUCCUGCAAGUGGCUUCGCGCGCGGGGAUGCCCCUGGGGCAAGGCUCUGGCCGCAGCUGGUCUGGGGGGCCACCAGGAAGUAUUCGAGUACCUGAUGCUUAUGGGCUGCACCUGCGAUGACGAUGCCCUGUAUGCGCCAGCUCGAGGCGGGCAUUGGGGCCUCAUGGAAUGGCUGUCGCUUACACGGCCCUCCCGGAAUGGCAAAGUGCACAUCGGUAAGCUCAUGGCGGCGGCAGCGGAGGGCUGUGACCUGAACGCCUUUCAGAAGCUGCAUGAUGUAUGGCUAGGGGGAUUUACAGGGCUGCUGCGCGCGACACGUCAUCAGCUAUACGGACCAAAGCAGUCCGCUGUCCUCGUUGCAGCUGCCAGCAGCCCCAGCCCUGAUUGGCGGGCCAAGGUGGAGUGGCUGGAGGCCAAGCGGUAUCCUCGCAGCCCUGAGGUGGCUGCAGCUGCUGCUAGCCUCCCUGACGGCCGGGACAGAUUGCGCUGGCUACAAGAGCGAGGCUAUCCAAUGGGAUUGUUCAACUCUGAGACCUUCCGGAAGGCGGGCCGUGCUGGGAACUUUCCCUUGGUGCAGUACUUGCUGCAGGAGUUCGUUCUCUACAACUUCACGAGGGAUGCCGCUGAGGCAGCUGCUGAGGCGGGUCAGCUGGACUUCCUGAAGGCCCUUCAUGCGCUAUGCCAGCUGGACAGUGAGGCGUCACGGAGCUUGGCGCUGUAUGCCUGCCGCAGUGGCCACCAGGCAGUGGUUGCUUGGGCUGUUCAGGAGCUGCAGUACGACGCGAGUGGUGACCCUGAGGCGCUUUCCGCGGCGGCAGAGUCCGGCAACGUUGCGCUUAUGGCUUGGAUCUGGGCCCGGAGCCAGCUGUCGUCUGGGAAGUGCAUGGAGGGGGCCGUGAAGAGCGGCUGCAGGGAGGCACUCCAGUGGAUGGAGGAACACGGGCUUCUGAUGAAGGGGGACUUGGGCACCAUGUACUACAUCGCUGCCCGCAACGGGGACCUAGCUACCCUGCGCUGGAUCAGGGGGAGGCUGCCCGGAACACUCCCUGAGGGCCUUAUCUCUCGAUGCGUGCACACGAGUUGCCCUCCAUCAGCAAUCCGCUGGCUCGUGGAGCUGGAUGACCAGCCCGAUUGGUUGACAGCGGAGCUUGGCGCUGCUCUGCACUGCGUGCAUAGCUGGCUACAACUUCAACGGAUUCCCAGCCUGACCACAAGUCGUAGCAGCAGCACUGCAGCGGAGUUGCAGCCCCAACAGCUAGAGGAGAUGCAGCAGGCGCUGCAAGCGGAAUUGGAAGAUCUUGUGCGGAAAUUACAGCUGUCACCGUCGCUGCGAAUGGAGCCUGCAAGGGUCCAUUUGGCGGCUGUCCAUGACGAUGAGCAGUGGAGCUGCAGCGGUGACUAG